Spirodela intermedia is the source of this 2438-nucleotide messenger RNA. Lineage: Eukaryota; Viridiplantae; Streptophyta; Magnoliopsida; Alismatales; Araceae. The record is from the annotation of a GenBank genome assembly.
AUGGCCUCUGGGACAGCUGUAGGAUCUCCAAUUUCCUCCAGAAAAGGUGAAAAAGUGUGAUUGAUUCUGACUUCUCGUUUCCGAUUGCAACCAGUUCGUCUUCUGAUGUAUUUCUUCUUCUUGUCUGAAAUAUUAUUUCCACAAUGGGAAGUGGUGAUUCAUCUGAGGGCGACUGGAGACGCUCCCAUUCUCAAACAGAACAAGUUCAAGGUGAUUAUUCUUCGUCCCGUUCAUCCCCGCACUCUACUCGUUGAUGAUCAUUGUGAAGGAUAACCCUCGAGGAUAUAUGAUCGAUGCCCUAAACAGUAAGAGCUCAAGUAUCAAAGGCAUGAUAAUAAACAGAAAUAUUCUUUUUUAAUUUUUGAAGGACCUUUGUAAGGCCAGCAAAAUCUGUCAUUCCUUGGAUUAGCCUUGUUUUCCUUAUUGGAUUUAUAAGUUUUUGAGCAACCUUUCGUCAGGUUCUUACUGAGAUUUUUUUGUGCUCAAAUUUUUCGAAUUGGACGCCUUUUCCGGUGGAACAUUGACUCACUUGAUCCCUAAUUAACUAACAAAAUUCUUGUCCACCGCUGGGAUCCUGAUCAAUAAGCAUUGUUAUGUGUUCCGUCCAUUCACUUGGUAGAUCAUUUUCUAGAUCAUAGAUCUAUUAUGAUCGAUCAUAUCGCAAAUCAUUGUCGCUCCAACCGGAUCAAACCAAUUCAUUAGUCUGACAGACAAUUCAAUUUAAUUUCAAAUCAGUAUGUGGUCUUUAUAAAUUGCUGACUCCAGGAAGAAAAAGAUCUAAGAUUCUUGUUGGAUGAAUGGUGAUCGAAUAUAUAUGAUUCGAUGGAACAACAUGCUAAUCUGCAUGAAGAUUUCACAAUUUGAUAUUAAAAAGAAUGUUCAGUUAUUUACCAGGGUAUUGGCUUGGGAUGUGGAAGAUUAAAUCUCUAUUUAUGUCUUGGACUAGAAAAAAUCACUAUAAUUCGUCCGUGCCUGUGGAUCAGUUGACAUUUUUCACAAGCAACAUGGAAGCUUUAUUCCAUUCUCAUUUAGAGUGUAUCUCCCUCCACUUCCCUAAAUCGCAGCUACUCUGAUUCAUAUUUGACGGUGGAGUUGUUCUCAGCACAAGCCACUUGGUUCAAAUGUGGAAGGCAGACUAGAGCUUCUUUGAUUGAAAGUUUGGCAAUAAUCGAUCCCUUUUUCGUGAGAAUUCUUAUUUUUAUUUUUAUAUGAUCUAUUGUAUCGGAUAUGGGAAAAUACUUUCAGUUUCCUGUGGACGAAACAAAAGCCCAAGAUGAAGCCACUGAUCACAGUCAAUUUCUUCAUUAAAAGUAAAUAAGUUAAAUAGUGUUCUCAUACUAUCCUUUUUUUUUCUCGAAUCUUAUAUCUGAAAUGUGAGUAGGCAUCAACAUCAAGACUUGAUUUAUAUUGAUAAUGGUGUAGUUACCUUCGGGUACUGACCACCCACAUAAAACUAGAGCCUGGUCUGCUCCAGUCCCCUUUUUUUUCCCUAAGUGAAGGCUCAGUCCCUCUCUUUCUCAGCAUGGCCCAUUGUCAUUCCUAGUUGUGCCCCUGAAAAUCAAUUAUAGUCGUGUUUAUAUCCUAUGAAAGUCAGUUAAUUCAUUAGAAAACGGUGAGUGUUUUUUUCUGGUCUGAUACUCUAUUGACUGUGAGGAUUGAUUUCUAUGUAUGGAAUUACUGGAGUUUUUCAUCAGCUCAAGAUGUUUGGUGGGCUACCAUUCAUAAAUUUUUUUUUCAGAAAAUGCCCAACGAAUCAUUUUAUACUUACAAAGCGAGAAAUUCUUUAAAUGGCAGGUAGCUGGAUCAGACAAGUUUGUUAAAAUCAUCGAAUUUCUCCGUGGACAGCUCCACAGGGACACCCUGGUGACUAUUUCUCCCAGAAGUAACCAACGAUUUCUGUGAUUUUCAGUCAAAUGUCAAUAACUGUAUUAACGUUUAUUUUCUCUCUCUUUUGGCAUGGCAGUUUGUGUAUGUAAAUAGUGCAUUUUCGCCUAACCCUGAUGAGUUCGUGAUAGAUCUGUACAAUGUAAGUUAUUUUUCUCUCAGUUUGAAUAAACCUUAAAUAACCCCGGUCUGAGUCUGUCAUUAGAAUCACUUCCACAGCUGAAAGCUUAUUGCCAUCUUACACAUAUGGGUGCUAAUAGGCCAGAUGUUUUCCUUAACUUUGGGAAGAAAAAUAUGCCCGGCCCUGCCAAGGUCCUGAUCUGAGCCCAACUCAGGUUCCAUAAGGGUCCAUUACGGGUUUCUAAAAGGCUUGGCCCAACCCGGGGUGGCUGCUCUGAACCCAAGAUUCUUUGGUUUAAUGGGAGAUAAUGUAGGUAUUUCCCUGAAUUUGUUGCUACACCCUGGCUUGAUUCUUAUUUUGUUUUGAUCCACAGAAUUUCGGAUUCGAUGGGAAACUUGUGGUCAACUACGCUUGUUCCAUGGCGUGGGGCUAA